AUGGCUGACCUCGCACGCGAGGAAGCUGACCGUUACUUCUCUUCUCGACCCCAAAGAUCUGCUCAUCCAGAAGACGAAGACGAUCGAUCAACACACUCAUCGGAUGAUCAACCUGAAUCGGCCAACGACAACUAUUAUCAUUCAGACCCGGGCACAGACGACGAAGACGUCCACCAUCACAACACCAAUAUGGCUACUAUGACCUCCACCCGGAAUACUUACUAUAUCCCCGCCCAGACACACUAUGCCAACACUGGGCCCAAGGGCGUCAUUGCCGAUGCUCAGUCGUAUGCUCGUGCCAAACAGUCCACCUUUCGCAAACGCAUGAGCAGCUUUGCCGGCAACCUGACCUCACGCAUGACAGUUCCUAGUGUGACAGAAAAGACCGAACAAAGAAAGACUCUGUCAGGAUCACCUCCAAAAUCCACGUCCUCCGACCUCUCUGAUGAGGACGCUGACUCCCAGUUCAUGGAGACGUGGCGGGCGAGCCGCCUGCAAGAGCUGGCAUCUUUGUCACAGGCUCCCCAGAGACGACAGUCCCCUAGUCGACGGACCUGGGGCACCUUUGUCGAGGUCGACGCCAACGGCUACCUUGACGCCGUGGAAAAGGUGCCCGAGGACACUGUUGUGGUCGUCAUGAUCUACGAUCCCUCGUCAUCGGCUAGUGCCGAAGUCGAGGAUGAACUCUCCAUGCUGGCCUACAAGCAUAACAAGACCCGCUUCGUACGGUUACAUCACGAGAUUGCAGAGAUGCAGUCUAUCGAGGUCCCUGCCCUGCUGGCAUACAAGGCUGGGGAUGUUUUCGCCACAAUAUCUGGCGCAAAGGCCGAAGGCUUAGAAGGUGUUUUAUUAAGGUACUGA
Exophiala dermatitidis NIH/UT8656 is the source of this 861-nucleotide messenger RNA. RefSeq lists its product as uncharacterized. NCBI's taxonomy places the organism in Eukaryota, Fungi, Ascomycota, Eurotiomycetes, Chaetothyriales, Herpotrichiellaceae. Gene Ontology annotation, biological process: regulation of G protein-coupled receptor signaling pathway. The transcript has a single exon. Bases 1 to 861 code for a protein of 286 amino acids. The record is from RefSeq and is a predicted model, not a curated record.